AGCCGUCGGUGCGCGUGUCUCAGGUCACCCCGGGAGGUCCUGGGGCUAAGGCGCGACUAUGCACUCGUGGAGGCAGUGGGGACUCGCCGCCUUCCUCAAGGACGCCUGGGCCAAGGAGCCGGUGCUGGUCGUGUCCUUCACGGUCGCGGGUCUCGCUAUAAUCUUGCCCCCACUCAGCCCCUAUACCAAGUAUGCCGCCAUGAUCAACAAGGUUACGCCCUACAACUACCCAGUGCCCCUCCGAGACGAUGGGAACAUGCCGGACGUGCCCAGCCACCCACAGGACCCCCAGGGCCCAAGCCUGGAGUGGCUGAAGAAACUGUGAGCUCCUCCCCUGGCAGGGAGAGGCCCAUCCCCCAGGGCUCCCAAUAAACUUGUGACAACCAACCCCAGCAAA
This is a messenger RNA of Carlito syrichta (Philippine tarsier), 397 nucleotides long. RefSeq names its product NADH:ubiquinone oxidoreductase subunit A3 (gene NDUFA3). The coding region runs from base 59 to 325 and encodes 88 amino acids. Gene Ontology annotation, cellular component: mitochondrial inner membrane. The transcript is spliced from 4 exons. Lineage: Eukaryota; Metazoa; Chordata; Mammalia; Primates; Tarsiidae. The record is from RefSeq and is a predicted model, not a curated record.